GGCGCGGCCGCACUUGGCGAGUGGCGCUCGUGGCUGGGGCAGGCGGGUGGGAGGCGGCAAAGCGGGUUGCCCGGCGCUCGGCCACCGCUAACUUGGGAAGUGUCCGCCCGGGCGAGCUCCCACCAUGAGCCGCCUCCUGCCUCUCUGCCUGCUCGGAUUGCUCCUGGGCGGCGGGCAAGCUCUUCUUCAAGUGGCGAUUUCACUUAGCAAGGUAGAGCUUAGUGUCGGUGAAUCCAAAUUCUUCACAUGUACAGCUAUUGGUGAGCCUGACAGUAUAGAUUGGUACAAUCCACAAGGAGAGAAGAUUGUUUCUAGUCAACGAGUAGUUGUUCAAAAAGAAGGUGUUAGAUCACGGCUAACCAUUUAUAAUGCAAACGUAGAAGAUGCUGGGAUAUAUCGGUGCCAAGCAACAGAUGCAAAAGGACAGUCUCAAGAAGCCACUGUUGUUUUGGAAAUUUAUCAAAAGCUCACUUUCCGAGAUAUAACAUCCCCACAAGAAUUCAGACAAGGAGAGGAUGCAGAAGUUGUUUGCCGUGUCACUAGUUCACCUGCACCUGUUGUCAGUUGGUUGUAUCGAAAUGAGGAAGUCACAACUAUCGCUGACAAUCGAUUUGCUAUGUUAGCAAACAAUAAUCUCCAGAUUCUUAACAUCAAUAAAAGUGAUGAAGGAAUAUAUAGAUGUGAAGGAAGAGUGGAAGCUAGAGGAGAAAUCGACUUUCGGGAUAUCAUUGUCAUUGUGAAUGUUCCUCCAUCAAUUACUGUGCUACAGAAAUCCUUUAAUGCCACAGCAGAUCGGGGAGAGGCAAUUACUUUAUUCUGUAGAGCCACUGGCUCUCCUGAACCUGAAAUCAUCUGGUAUAGGAAUGGGAAACUCAUUGAAGAAAGUGAAAAAUAUAUAUUGAAAGGAAGCCAUACAGAAUUAACAAUCAGAAAUAUAAAAAAUAUUGAUGCAGGUCCUUAUGUAUGUGAAGCAAAAAACAAAGCUGGAAAUGAUAAAAAACAAACAUUCCUCCAAGUUUUUGUACAGCCUCAGAUAAUACAACUUAAAAAUGAAACCACAUUUGAGAAUGGUCAAACAACACUCAUUUGUGAGGCAGAAGGAGAACCCAUUCCAGAAAUUACUUGGAAAAGAGCCAUCGAUGGAAUAACUUUCUCUGAAGGUGACAAGAGCCCAGAUGGCCGUAUAGAAGUCAAAGGGCAGCAUGGAAAAUCGUCACUGCAUAUUAAAGAUGUGAAGUUGUCAGAUUCAGGGAGAUAUGACUGUGAAGCUGCAAGUAGAAUUGGUGGGCACCAAAAGAGCAUGUACCUUGAUAUUGAAUAUGCUCCAACAUUUGUGUCAAAUCAGACCAUGUAUUAUUCUUGGGAAGGCAAUCCCAUCAACAUCAGUUGUGAAGUGCUAGCUAAUCCUUCAGCUUCAAUUCAGUGGAGAAGAGGAAAGUUAGUUUUACCUGCAAAAAAUACUACUCAUUUAAAGAUCUACAGUGCAGGAAGAAAGUUGAUAUUAGAGAUUGCUCCAACGUCUGACAAUGAUUUUGGACGAUAUAACUGUACAGCUACAAACAGAAUAGGAACAAGGUAUCAGGAGUAUACACUUGGUCAGGCUGAUGUGCCAUCCAGUCCCUAUGGAGUGAAAAUUCUAGAGUUGUCACAGACUACUGCCAAGGUGUCUUUCAAUAAGCCAGACUCACAUGGAGGUGUCCCCAUUCAUCAUUACCAAGUAGAUGUAAAAGAAGUGACUUCAGAGACCUGGAAAAUAGUGCGCUCCCAUGGAGUUCAAACAAUGGUAGUUCUGAGCAAUCUGGAGCCAAAUACAACAUAUGAAAUCAAGGUUGCAGCUGUAAAUGGAAAAGGGCAAGGAGAAUAUAGUAAAAUCGAGAUCUUUCAGACCUUACCCGUCCGUGAGCCAAGCCCCCCAUCAAUUCAUGGACAGCCAGGCAGUGGAAAGAGCUUUAAACUUAGCAUAACUAAACAGGAUGAUGGAGGAGCUCCUAUUUUGGAAUACAUUGUGAAAUACAGAAGUAAAGACAAGGAAGACCAGUGGCUAGAAAAAAAAGUGCAGGGUAGUAGAGACCACAUCAUCUUAGAACAUCUUCAGUGGACCAUGGGUUAUGAAGUGCAAAUUACUGCUGCCAAUAGACUCGGUUAUUCUGAACCAACAUUGUAUGAAUUCAGCAUGCCACCAAAACCCAACAUUAUUACAGACACUCUUUUUAAUGGUCUUGGACUUGGUGCUGUCAUUGGCCUGGGUGUGGCAGCACUUUUGUUAGUCCUUGUUGUGACUGAUGUGAGCUGCUUCUUUGUCCGGCAAUGUGGAUUGCUAAUGUGCAUCACCAGGAGAAUUUGUGGGAAAAAGAGUGGAUCCAGUGGAAAGAGUAAGGAAUUAGAAGAAGGAAAGGCUGCAUACCUGAAAGAUGGAUCAAAAGAGCCAAUAGUGGAAAUGAGAACAGAGGAUGAAAGAAUUACCAAUCAUGAAGAUGGGAGCCCAGUAAAUGAGCCAAAUGAAACAACGCCACUCACAGAACCUGAGAAACUGCCACUAAAGGAAGAAAAUGGGAAAGAAGCUUUAAAUCCAGAAACUAUAGAAAUCAAAGUUAUGAAUGACAUCAUCCAGUCAAAAGAAGAUGAUAGCAAAGCAUAAUAAGAUAACUACAGCUGUCUGAAAAAAACCAUAUGGAUUGGAGUAACCCUGUGACCAAAACUUUAUGGCUGACCUUAACGUCUUGGACAACUUAAGCUUGGAAUAGUUAGUACAUGUGUACAUAUGAUCAAAAUACUUCUGUCUACAGUACCUUUUUAUUUGGUUUUGUUAAUGGUUUUAGUAUAUGUAGUCCUGACUGAUGCCAGUCCCAUGGUAUCAAUUUGAUAAAACCUACAGAAUGAGAAAUGUAAUUUAUUAUAUUGCAAAAGUGAUCUAUUUAUAAAAAAGACUUUAAAAAAACUCCCUGCCAGACAAUAUAUCAAAUGACUCCACAACCUUUGGUGCAAGCUAAAUACACGAAAGAAAAUGUCAUGUGCUCUUGCUGUGUUUGUUUCCAUUUGUAUAGUUUAGGUUGCUUUUGAAAGAAAAAAAAUAUCAGUAUGAAAUUUGAGACUAUAGAAUUGGCAAAGACUGGGCAGUCACUUCAGCUGUUUUUUCUAAAUUGAAAAGAAAUGGAAUGACUGACUACUAUAUGGUGACAAGCCUGCAGUUUCACAUGGGUUCUUUAGCACAGUAAAGGUUAAUAAACAUGAUGUACAGAUUAACAACCAAAAUUACUAAAUACCUUGCAUUAAAAAAUGUUGGCCUCAUCCUAGCUAUGUGAUUUUGAUGCUGAAAGGCCACAGGAAUUUUCAGUGCUUCAGAUAUUCUGUAUUAAUGUUUGGAAGAUCAUAUGUGAACUGAAAUGUGGAAACUUGUUUUGUAUGAAAAGAAAACUAAUUUAUGAUAAUAGCUUUUGGUUUCAGAUGAAACCUUCAAAUAAACACAAGCUCAAAUUAGUUGCUUCAAUGUAUUUAUACAUAUAUAUAAUUUUUUUUUAAAUUUUCAUUCUAGCCAUUUAGUCAGGGAAUGAUUCUCUGCAUUUCAGUUUAACAAAUAAGUUGUUCACUCCAACUCAGCAUGUAUGUUAUAAAACAGUUGCACUUAUUUAAGUAACAGUUUCUGCUUUAUAAUUUUACACCCAUUUGUACUGGAAAACACAACAGGAAAGGAGAAAAGGAAAGACUUUGACUAAAUGGCUAAGAACAUUUUAAAUGAUUAAAUUUCAGGCAAAUAUUUUUAUUAAACAUUCUCUAAAACAAUUGUUUUCACUUAUUCUAGUAACUGUACCUAUGGUGUUCCAAUAAUCCAUUUUUAGGUGAAAAAUUAAUCCCUGUCUACAAUUCAUUAUUUUUCCGGCAUUAAAAAUAGGAGAAAUAACUUUUCAGAGCCAAUCUGGCACAGAAUAUCAUCACCUUCCAUACUGCUCAAGCCUGCAUUUUAAAAGCAACAAAUAUAUUCUACAAAAGACCCCCAAAAAUAUAAUAUUUAGGAGCAAGUUGUUGAGCAACCCACAAAUGUUACCCAGCUGAACUCA
Messenger RNA from Gavialis gangeticus (Gharial), 4055 nucleotides. RefSeq names its product neural cell adhesion molecule 2 (gene NCAM2). Bases 125 to 2638 code for a protein of 837 amino acids. Gene Ontology annotation, cellular component: membrane. Gene Ontology annotation, molecular function: protein binding. Gene Ontology annotation, biological process: cell adhesion. Lineage: Eukaryota; Metazoa; Chordata; Crocodylia; Gavialidae. The transcript is spliced from 18 exons. The record is from RefSeq and is a predicted model, not a curated record.